Molecule: messenger RNA, 4602 nt
Organism: Choloepus didactylus (southern two-toed sloth)
Lineage: Eukaryota; Metazoa; Chordata; Mammalia; Pilosa; Megalonychidae
Gene: KCNMB3
Product: potassium calcium-activated channel subfamily M regulatory beta subunit 3
Exons: 4
Coding region: 435-1013 (192 amino acids)
Biological process (GO): potassium ion transport; detection of calcium ion
Cellular component (GO): membrane; voltage-gated potassium channel complex
Molecular function (GO): potassium channel regulator activity; calcium-activated potassium channel activity
Source: RefSeq, a predicted model, not a curated record
GGGUCCCUUGGGCCUCAGGACUUUCCACAAGCGUUUAGGUCUCUAUGGCGAUGCCCCUGGCUGCUGGUGCGGAAACACAGGUGAUAAGGCGGAGGCAGGUGCCGGGCAACCAUAGGCGAGAAGCUUUGGCUGCAGAAAACUACGGAGGUCCAUCUUGAGGGUCUAAGACUGACUGCCUCCCCUUUGCCCGAAAUCUGUGGAGCCCCCCAGGCCGGCCUGCAGCGAGUUCCCACCACUCCAGGGAAGCCGGCGCGCCACACUCCGAGGCUGGCUGUUCUGGAGGCGCCCAUGCCCCUGAUGGCUGCUGCUGUGCCGAGGCCUAGGGGCUCCCUCUGGGACUCCACUUCCCUUGGUGCUGAAACGUCACCCUUCCUGCGCCCUCAGAGGCCAUGACUCAGGUGCAAGGAGUCCAUUUUGCCUAGCCCCCUGGUCUCAUGCAGCCGUUCAGCAUCCCCGUUCAAAUUACACUCCAGGGCGGCCGGAGGCGCCAGGGGAGGACAGCCGUUUCCACCUCAGGGAAGAAGAGAAACACAGAUCACAAUGAUGCAGAACCCCCAGAUUUGCAUAAGACGCUGCCAUCCAGUGCUGGAGAGGACCGAGCCUUGCUCCUAGGGUUUGCAAUGAUAGGUUUCUCAGUCAUGAUGUUCUUCUUGCUUGGAACAACCAUCCUAAAGCCUUUCAUGCUCAGCCCUCAGAGAGAAGAAUCGAACUGCACCAUCAUCCAUACACACAUCAUGGACGACUGGCUGGACUAUGCUUUCACCUGUGGUGUGGACUGCAGUGGCCAGGGGAAGUACCCGUGUCUUCAGGUGUUUGUGAACCUCACCCAUUCGGGUCAGAAAGCUCACCUGCAUUAUAAUGAAGAGGCUGUCCAGAUAAAUUCCAAGUGUGAUGUUACAGACUGCAAAGUUAAAGAAAGGCAGACAUUGACAGUUUCUGAUGAGCACAAACAGCAAGUGCAGUCACAGGCCAAACUUCUUGCGAGGAACAGCAAGGCCAGGAAAAGGUCUUAAAUGUAGUGACACUGAUUAUUCUAUAUUCUCAAUACAGUAACACAUGCAUCUUGCUGUGUCAAAUACUUUUUGGGCCAUCAUUAAAGGAAUAUUUAAAACAUUUUUCUUCUAACUAAUGAAGUAUAUCACAGGAAUUCAAUUCAUUGGAUGACAAAAAAGAAAUAGAUUUGCUACAGUUAAUGGGGCUAAAAAAGGUGGUUGGAGCUCCUCUUUGAAGCUUCUAGAGUAAACAUUUGAUGUGUUAGUAGUCUUCUUUUGGCAGUUUUACAUUCCCCAAGAUAUUAACACUGUAUAUGUUAUGUACCAAAGGACAAAUCCUUUUAGAUUUUAUUCAAUCCAAACCUUUUAAGUCCAAAGACUGACUCACACUGAAUCCAUUAAAUGCAUUUGAAACAGAUUCCACAGCCAAAAACAUUUCUAGAAAUUAGAUGAAGGCAAGCUCUCCAACCACUUUUAGGAACAUAAAUUAAGUCUGAUAAGGUUUUUUUUUUUUUUUUUAUGAAAUUAAUAGAUAAUUAUCACAUUUGGAAAUCCAUACUAGAAUUAAGGAGCAUAAUCUUAUUAAAGACAUUUUAAGAAAAUAUAAAGAGAAAAUAUGAACUUUUCUGCUUCUUUGCUAACCAGAAGGAUUAACAAAAAUAGGAAUUACCUAAAAAUAUACAUGGCCUUUAGCAUAACCACAAAAUUAUUGUAGUGACAGAUUAAAUAAAGUUGUAGUAGAUCCAGAGACUUUAAUUGGCUUACGAAAUGCAUUACAACCCCUUGCAGUAUUUACCAACAUGAGGAAUGAAGAUUACUGAUGAUAGUGAAAAUCACUUAUCUAAGUACACUAAAUGUGAAUGCACUGAUUUCAAUUUUUCCUGCACUAAAACUCUUAAAUGUAGUUGUGUAAAAAUUAAGUCAAAAUUCCUUAUCUGUCACUUUAUGCCAAUUAGCAUGGUUGGAAUAUUAACAUACCUAAAAACAAACAAAAAGAAUGGCGCUGUAGUAAUAAAAAUGAAGUGCAAAACUUUAAUCAAGUGGAACACUCGAAUGAAGUAAGUUUAUUUAAAGACUAUCAUCCCAACUUGGGAAACCCUUCACAGACUGUAAACAUUUCUGAAUUUUAUAAACUUAAUGUUUACACCCUUUAUAAAAGAUGCCUCUUGACUAGGGGAAUAGCAAGAAGUGUGUACACAAAUAGAAUAGAUGUGUGCGAAUAUACACACACGAAUAAUGAAAAGAGAGCAAAACUAAUUUAAAAUGCUAUAUGCAAGAACACAGGACCAUGAACCUCCUGGUACUAUGGGCUUUUCCAAAUGGCUGGAGCAAUGAUGAAAUUUUAGUAAAAAAAACUUUUUUUCUUAGUGUCUCCAAUGCUUUUAAAAGACAAGGCAUGCCAACUCUGACUUUAUAAAAGUAAAAUACAGUGCUUUGCAAAAUUUCUGUAAUGUCAGUGUCUCAAGUAUUGAAUUCUGACUUAUCUAAUUUUUUCCCCUAUUGUCUGGCCCCUUACCACCUAGACUAAUCUGAGGUUGAGCUACAACUUGAUUUUAUCAGGACCAUAGAUAGUUAUCUGGAGCUAAACUCCAUCUUUUCAAGGAGUGAAAAUAUUUUUUUAAGAGAAAAGAAAAAAAAAGAAAAGAAAAGAAAAGAAAAAAGGCUUUCCAGGCCACGGCAUGUAAGAUACAUUUACAAUUUUAAUGUAAUAAUUAAAAAAUUAAAAAAUGGUUUUGUGUUUGUACUUUAAAAAACAGCCCAGCUGUAUUAUUCUGCCACCAAGAAUUAUUAUCUGAGGAUCCUGUCAAUGCCAAAUUUUACAGACCAGCCCUCACAAUCCCAUCCUUUUUGAAGAGUUAAUUCACUCAUGGUAUGAACCAUAUACUCUCACAACUUUCAGCCUUGUCUUUAUACAGUGCCCCAUCUGAGCAGGAUGGAUAUGAAGAAUGUAAUUCAUCUGAACAACUCCCCCCUGGUUCCACCCUCUCCCUCCACAUUCCCCUCUUUUCAAAAACAUCUGAAUUAUGAAAGUUGUUUUUAAAUAGUAGAAGCACCACAAUGUAUUAACUGAAAUCUUUAAACUGAAAUAUUUUAGUGAUGUCUUAGGCAUCAAAGUACUUUCAUAAGGCAGACUUUGACUGUGGGUCCAGCCCACGCCUGCAGUUUGUACAGCUAUAGAAACAAGUGGAGCUUAUAAUAUUCAGAAAAAAUUAACAUGCUGGCUUUAAAAAUAAUGCUAGAAAUUAAAUUUCUUCAGAGUUGGCAAGCAUGGGCUAUUGGUCAGAAGAGGAAUUAAAUGGAUUUAUAAAAUCAUUAAGAAACAAAUCCAAGUUUAUGAGCUGUGAAAUUUCUAUGAUGUCUUUCAGAGACAGGCUGCUCAUAAUUUUUUAAUAAUGCCAAAUCACUUAAUUUUUGAUGGAAAAACAAAUACAGAUGGACUGUGUUUUACCUUUGUGAAAAUUACCAAUCAUUAAAAUAAAAUCCAAGAGUGUGUGUACAUUCUAAUCAAGUCAUUUUCCUAAUUAAUAAAAACUACACUUUACACAAAAUAUUUUAUCAGCAGCUGUUUUCAUAAAAAAAAAAAAAAAAACAAACCAAUAGUCAUCGUUUCACAGUUGAAAAAGUUAUACAUUAAAAUAUUUUACAAUUCAUUAUAUAUUUACCAGGUUCCCAUUUCCUAAUGGGCUUAUAAUAUAAAGCAGGUUAGAAGGGAAAACCUCAAAGUUGAUUACUUUGACACUAAGUUUUACAGAGGACGCUAAGAACCAUAAGAAGCUUCAGUUCGAUCAUAAAAUAGACCAAAUUCCAUUCUUCUUUAAAAAAUCCAAUUAAAAACAUUUUUAAAAAAUUCCACAAUAUGAAUAACAGAUUUCAAAUUAACAGCAGUCUAAAAAUCUUCAAAAUAAAUGUUUUCUAUCAUUGUGAAAAUGGCAAAAAGUUAAAGCAUGAUAUUCAAACAGUUGAUUAUUUCUUGCUAGAAUGUGUUGAAAAUUAAGUUUUAUUUUCUUUAAACCUACCUUUCUUUUUUCCCCAAAAUAAUCAUUGAAGGAAAUAUUUCUCAAGUGAUCCAAUUAAAUUUUAGAGCCAAUAGUCAGUUAGAACACAUGAAAUGAGAGGGAUGAAGGAACUGACCAACCCAUGGGAACUAACCUCUGAUACUGAAGUACCUAGAAGUGGCUAUGCUCUCACUGCCUUGAAAGAAAUCCUAAUCACCCCAGUUCAAUUUCUGGUUCCUUGUCUUUCAGAGUACUGCCUGUCUCUUCUAUUUUUGAGAUUGUCUGCUUAAACUCUAUUUGGAUUUGCUUAAAAUUUACUUUGCUUUUAGAUCACUUAAUCUAUGUUCUUUACUGAAUUUGUCUAUAUUGCUUGAAACAGAAUUAAUUUGGUUGUAAUAACUCUUAAAAAUAAAUGUAAAUGAUGAAAGAAGCCAUGUGGCUUGUGUUUUAAUGGGAGAAAGGUUCCAGAAAAAAAUCCCAAAACAACAAUCAACUAUCUGUACUGAUGUGAAAAAUGCAAAAAUUUUAUAAAUUUUGUGCAAGGAAACUCAAGGCUUUUUUUGGCACUCGGGUAAAACACAGUUCUCUGUUAAAUCUUCGGUUUCUACCAUCAA